UUCUCCGUCGUGAUCCGAUCCGAGUCGACUUCGUCGUUUCUCACCAGGAGCUGGCGGCCGCCUCCUGAUGAAGGAUGUGAGCGACCGCUUCCAGCUUCGCGUUGGAUGGAGAGCGGCGCGGAAUCCAUAAAGGAUUACUAUAAAGUUUUGGAGGUUGACUAUGACGCAAAUGAGGAGGUUAUAAGAUUCAACUACCGAAGACUUGCACUAAGAUGGCACCCCGACAAGCACAAGGGGAAUAGUGAUGCCACUGCAAAGUUUCAGGAGAUUAAUGAAGCCUACCAAGUGCUCGGUGAUGCAGAUAAGCGGCAUGAAUAUGACAUAUCGGGUAGUUACGAAAUCGAUAAGUACACUCUACAGGAAUAUCUUACAAGAUUCAAGGGAAUGAUAUUGACAUGCAAUGGCCUCGGUAUUGGCCGCCCUUCAUGGUCACAGAAGCUAACGGAGACUGAAGCAUUGGAUCAGUAAUAUCGGCAUUCUUUUGUUUUCCCCAGUUUUUGAUCGGGAAAGGCACUCGUCGAUAACUUUGUGAUAUGAAACUCGUCGUAUAACAACCAUGGCCAAGACGAUUACUAACAUAUCGAAAAUAGAAGGUAUUAUAAUUGUUUCAAGGAUACUAAAAGGUGAUGCUCCAUGUUUUUACCAAUUUAUUUUAUGGUAAUUGCUUUGAUGACCCUCGUUCUUAACAUAGACCUUUAUAUGUUUGGUUGAAUCGAAGUGAAUGAUUAGCCAAAAGAUUGAAAUC
Zingiber officinale is the source of this 745-nucleotide messenger RNA. RefSeq names its product chaperone protein DnaJ-like. Gene Ontology annotation, cellular component: nucleus; cytoplasm. NCBI's taxonomy places the organism in Eukaryota, Viridiplantae, Streptophyta, Magnoliopsida, Zingiberales, Zingiberaceae. The record is from RefSeq and is a predicted model, not a curated record. The coding region runs from base 106 to 468 and encodes 120 amino acids. The transcript has 6 exons.